This is a messenger RNA of Pongo pygmaeus (Bornean orangutan), 1828 nucleotides long. It is a transcript of the gene USH1G, whose product is annotated as USH1 protein network component sans. Gene Ontology annotation, molecular function: protein binding. Lineage: Eukaryota; Metazoa; Chordata; Mammalia; Primates; Hominidae. Gene Ontology annotation, biological process: sensory perception of light stimulus; sensory perception of sound; equilibrioception. The transcript has 3 exons. Bases 396 to 1781 code for a protein of 461 amino acids. The record is from RefSeq and is a predicted model, not a curated record.
GACUGUCCCCGGACUGGGCGUCACAGUGCGCGGCCCCGGGGUGGGCACUUUUGAAGAGGAGGGCAGGGCCUUGCGUGGGUCACCCUCGUGUGUUGAGGUGCAUGCAGGGUGUUUAGGACCCAGGGGAAGACCGGGGGCGGCUCCCUGGACAGCGGGAGAUUUCGUCCCCCGCCCCCUUCCCCCCCACCGCCCCCGCCGCCGGGUGAGCGGCUCAGAUGUCUUGGUAGUCGCGGCUCUGGCGCUCCGCACCCUCCGUCUGCGGCAGCGGGGGCUGGCGGCCCCGGCCCCUGCCCGGCCCCCUCCUCCAACCUCAUGCCUCAGCCCUAACCCCGCCGCCCUCCCCUGCGGGGGGCCUUUCUCCGUGCCCCCCGCCCGCCCCGUCCACUUCGGGCGCCAUGAACGACCAGUACCACCGGGCAGCCCGGGAUGGCUACCUGGAGCUCCUCAAGGAGGCCACCCGGAAGGAGCUGAAUGCCCCCGACGAGGAUGGCAUGACCCCCACUCUCUGGGCUGCCUACCAUGGCAACCUCGAGUCGCUGCGUCUCAUUGUGAGCCGCGGGGGUGACCCGGACAAGUGUGACAUCUGGGGCAACACACCCCUGCAUCUGGCAGCUUCCAAUGGCCACUUGCACUGCCUGUCCUUCCUGGUGUCCUUCGGGGCCAACAUCUGGUGCCUAGACAAUGACUACCACACGCCGCUGGACAUGGCUGCCAUGAAGGGCCACAUGGAAUGCGUGCGCUAUCUGGACUCCAUCGCGGCCAAGCAGAGCAGCCUCAACCCCAAGCUGGUGGGCAAGCUGAAGGACAAGGCCUUCCGCGAGGCGGAGCGACGCAUCCGCGAGUGCGCCAAGCUGCAGCGUAAGCACCACGAACGCAUGGAGCGGCGCUACCGGCGCGAGCUGGCCGAGCGUUCCGACACCCUCAGUUUCUCCAGCCUCACGUCCAGCACCCUGAGCCGCCGGCUGCAGCAUCUGGCGCUGGGCAGCCACCUGCCGUACUCGCAGGCCACGCUGCACGGCACGGCCAGGGGCAAGACCAAGAUGCAGAAGAAGCUGGAGCGGCGCAAGCAGGGCGGCGAAGGCACCUUCAAGGUCUCGGAGGAUGGGCGCAAGAGCGCCCGCUCGCUCUCGGGCCUGCAGCUGGGCAGCGACGUGAUGUUCGUGCGCCAGGGCACCUACGCCAAUCCCAAGGAGUGGGGCCGAGCCCCGCUCCGGGACAUGUUCCUCUCGGACGAAGACAGCGUCUCCCGUGCCACGCUGGCGGCCGAGCCUGCCCACUCGGAGGUCAGCACCGACUCAGGCCACGACUCCCUGUUUACCCGCCCCGGCCUGGGCACCAUGGUGUUCCGCAGAAGUUACUUGAGCAGUGGGCUGCACGGACUGGGCCGCGAGGAUGGGGGGCUGGACGGGGUGGGAGCGCCGCGGGGUCGGCUGCAGAGCUCCCCUAGCCUGGACGAUGACAGCCUGGGCAGUGCCAACAGCCUGCAGGACCGCCGCUGUGAGGAGGAGCUGCCCUGGGACGAGCUGGACUUAGGCUUGGACGAGGACCUGGAGCCCGAGACUAGCCCGCUGGAGACCUUCUUGGCCUCUCUGCACAUGGAGGACUUUGCCGCCCUCCUGCGGCAGGAGAAGAUCGACCUCGAGGCUCUGAUGCUGUGCUCUGACCUCGACCUCCGCAGCAUCAGCGUUCCCCUGGGGCCCCGAAAGAAGAUCCUGGGGGCCGUGAGGAGGCGGCGGCAGGCGAUGGAGCGCCCGCCGGCCCUGGAGGACACAGAGCUAUAACGGGGGGCUCCUCUCCCCAGACCAAAAUGAAUUGCAAGUUGCCACAA